This is a messenger RNA of Galeopterus variegatus (Sunda flying lemur), 4217 nucleotides long. RefSeq names its product complement component 5 (gene C5). Gene Ontology annotation, molecular function: endopeptidase inhibitor activity. The transcript is spliced from 34 exons. Gene Ontology annotation, cellular component: extracellular region. Lineage: Eukaryota; Metazoa; Chordata; Mammalia; Dermoptera; Cynocephalidae. The annotation marks the transcript as partial. The record is from RefSeq and is a predicted model, not a curated record.
AUGGAUAUUUUAAGCAUAGUCUGUAUUUGUUUCUACUUGGGAAGAAGUUGGGGGCAGAAGCAAACGUAUGUUGUCUCAGCACCUAAAGAAUUCUAUGUUGGAGCUCCUGAAAAUGUAGUAAUUCAAGUUUAUGGAUAUACACAAUCAUUUGCUGUGACCAUUGCUAUUAAAAGUUAUCCUGAAAAAAGUUUUACAUAUUCUUCUGGCCAAAUUAAUUUAUCUCCAGAAAAUAAAUUUCAGAACUCUGCAAACUUAACUAUACAACCAAAAGAUUUAUCUGGAGGGCCAAAUGCAGUUUCACACGUAUAUUUAGAAGUUGUAUCUGUCCAUUUUUCAAAAGCAACAAAAAUUCCACUACGCUAUGACAAUGGAUUUCUUUUCAUUCAAACAGACAGACCUGUUUACAAUUCGGAUCAGCCAGUAAAAGUUAGAGUUUAUUCAUUGGAUGAAAACCUUAAGCCAUCCCACAGAGAAGUUACCUUGAGUUUUAUAGAUCCAGAAGGCUCAGAUGUUGCUGUGGUAGGGGGAAAAAAUUACACUGGAAUUAUCACUUUUCCUGACUUCAAGAUCCCAUCUAAUCCUAAAUAUGGUUUGUGGACAAUUAAAGCUAAAUACAAAGAGGACUUCACAACAACAGGAACUGCAAAUUUUGAGAUUAAAAAUUUAUAUUUGGGAAAACCACGUUUCUCUGUCUUAGUGGAACCAGAAAAUUACUUCAUUAGCCAUAAAAACUUUGAGGAUUUCAAGAUUGCUAUAAAAGCUAGAUAUUCUUAUAAGAAUAUAACUGAGGCUGAAGUUUCUGUCUUUUUUGGAAUAAGAGAAGAUUUAGAUGAUAGGAAGAAAGAAAUGAUUCAGGAAGCAACACAAAAGACACAGCUGAUUGAUGGAGUUGCACAAAUCAAUUUUAAUACUUCAAAGGCAAUAAAAAACCUGUCAUAUAAAAGUCUAGAAGAUUUAAAUAACAAGUACCUUCAUGUUUUUGUGACAGUACAAGAAAGUACAGGUGGAUUCUUCAAAGAAACCAAAGCAACUGAUGUCAAAUACGUCCUCUCUCCCUACACACUGAAUUUGAUUGCUACUCCUCUUUUCCUGAAGCCCGGCAUUCCAUAUUUUAUCAAGAUGCAGGUGAAGGACGUCUUUGCCCACAUUGUAGGAGGAAUUGCAGUGACCUUGAAAGCAAAAACAGUUGCCAAAACUCAGGAGAAGACAGAUCUGGGUCUAAGGAAAAGUACAACAAAUGAUCAUGAUGGAGUAGCUUCCUUUGUGGUUAACGUUCCCACUGGCGUGACAGCACUGGAGUUUCACGUUAGGACUGAUGACACAGACCUUCCAGAGGAGUAUCAAGCCAGCAAUGACUACCAAGCAGUGGCCUACUCAUCACCCAGCCAAAGUUUCCUUUCCCUUAGCUGGACAGAAAGUUACAAGAGUUUGCUUGUGGGAGAACAUCUGAGCAUCACUAUUACCCCUAAAAGUCCAUAUGUUGACAAAAUCACACAGUACAAUUACUUGAUUUCAUCUAAGGGCAAAAUUGUACAUUUUGGCACAGAAAAGAAACUCCUGCGUUCAUCUUACCAACAUUUAAACCUUUCUGUGACUCAGAACAUGAUUCCUACAGCCCAUCUCCUGGUCUAUUACAUCAUCACAGGACAGCAGACAGCAGAAUUAGUGUCUGACUCAAUCCACCUAAAUAUUGAAGAAAAGUGUGGCAGCCAGCUCCAGAUCCAUCUGUCUCCAAAUAAAGAUAUACAUUCUCCGGAGGAAGCUGUAUCUCUUAUUAUGGAAACUCAGUCAGAAUCAUGGGUAGCAUUAACAGCNGUGGACAGUGCUGUGUAUGGAGUCCAGAGAAGAGCCAAAAAGCCCAUGGAGAGAGUAUUUCAAGCUCUAGAGAAGAGUGACCUGGGAUGUGGGGCAGGUGGUGGUCGCAACAGUGCCAAUGUAUUCCAUCUCGCCGGACUCACCUUCUUCACCAAUGCAAACGCAGACGACUCCCAAGAACACGAUGAACCAUGUAAAGAAAUUCUGAGGGCAAGAAGAAUGCUUCAACAGAAAAUAGAAGAAGCAGCUGCUAAAUACAAACACACAGUAGUGAAGAAAUGUUGUUUCGAUGGAGCUCAUCGUAAUAAUGAUGAAACCUGUAAGCAGCGACUUGAACGGGUUACCAUAGGCCCAAUGUGCAUCAGAGCUUUCAACGAAUGUUGUGUCAUCGCAACCGAGUUUCGUGCUGAAAAUUCUCAUAAAAAACUGCAACUGGGAAGGCUAUAUACAAAGACCGUGUUACCAGUAAGCAAGCCAGAAAUUCGUAGCUAUUUUCCAGAAAGCUGGUUGUGGGAAGUUCAUCAUGUUCCCAAAAGAAGCCAGUUGCAGUUUGCACUACCUGAUUCUCUAACUACCUGGGAAAUUCAAGGUGUUGGCAUUUCAAAUAGUGGAAUAUGUGUUGCUGAUCUUCUCAAGGCAAAGGUGUUCAAAGACGUCUUCCUGGAAAUGAAUAUACCAUAUUCUGUUGUACGAGGGGAACAGAUCCAGUUAAAAGGAACUGUUUAUAACUAUAGGACUUCUGGGACACUGUUCUGUGUUAAAAUGUCUACUGUGGAGGGAAUCUGUACAUCGGGAAGCCCAGCCAUUGACCACCACGGGACAAAGUCGUCCAAAUGUGUGCGCCAGAAAAUAGAGGGCUCCUCCAAUCACUUGGUGACAUUCACGGUGCUUCCUUUGGAAAUUGGCCUACACAACAUCAAUUUUUCACUGGAGACUUCAUUUGGAAAAGAAAUCUUAGUGAAAACAUUACGAGUGGUGCCAGAAGGUGUCAAAAGAGAAAGUUAUGCUGGUGUUACUCUGGAUCCUAGGGGUAUUUAUGGUGCCAUCAAUAGACGAAAAGAGUUCCCGUACAGGAUACCAUUAGAUUUGGUUCCCAAGACAAAAGUCAAAAGGAUUUUGAGUGUAAAAGGACUGCUAAUAGGUGAGAUCCUCUCUGCAGUUCUGAGUCAGGAAGGCAUCGAUAUCCUAACUCACCUCCCGAAGGGGAGUGCAGAGGCAGAGCUGAUGAGCGUUGUCCCAGUAUUCUAUGUUUUUCACUAUCUGGAAACAGGAAAUCAUUGGAAUAUUUUUAAUUCUAACUCAUUAACUAAAAAACAGGAUCUGAAGAAAAAAUUAAAAGAAGGGUUGGUGAGCAUCAUGUCGUUCCGAAACGCUGACCAUUCUUACAGCAUGUGGAAGGGUGGAGGUGCUAGCACUUGGUUAACAGCUUUUGCUUUAAGAGUACUUGGACAAGUAAAUAAAUAUGUUGAGCAGAACCAAAAUUCCAUUUGUAAUUCUUUGCUUUGGCUGAUUGAGAAUUGUCAAUUAGAAAAUGGAUCUUUUAAGGAAAAAUCCCAGUAUCUCCCAAUAAAAUUACAGGGUACACUGUCUUUAGAAGCCCGAGAGAACACCUUAUAUCUCACAGCCUUUGCUGUGAUUGGAAUAAGGAAGACUUUUGAUAUAUGCCCGCUGGUGAAAAUCAACACAGCUCUAACUAAAGCUGACACCUUUCUGCAUGAAAAUACUCUCCCGGCCCAGAGCACCUUCACGCUGGCCAUCGCUGCAUAUGCUCUUUCGCUGGGCGAUAAAACUCACCCACAGUUUCGUUCAAUUGUUUCCGCUCUGAAGAGGGAAGCUGUGGUUAAAGGUAAUCCACCCAUUUAUCGCUUUUGGAAAGAUGAUCUUCAACAUCAUGAUAACCCUGCACCUAACACCGGUACGGCACAUAUGGUAGAAACUACUGCCUAUGCUUUGCUCACCAGUCUGAACUUGAAAAACAUGAAUUAUGUCAACCCAAUCAUCAAAUGGCUAUCUGAACAGCAGAGGUACGGAGGCGGCUUUUAUUCAACCCAGGAUACAAUCAAUGCCAUCGAGGGACUGACAGAAUAUUCACUCUUGGUUAAACAACUCCACCUGAAUAUGGAUAUCAAUGUCUCUUACAAGCACAAAGGAGACUUCCACCAUUAUAAAGUGACAGAGAAGAAUUUCCUUGGAAGACCAAUAGAGGUGCCUCUCGAUGAUGACCUUGUCGUCAGCACGGGACAUAGCAAUGGCUUGGCGACAGUACAUGUAAAAACUGUAGUUCAUAAAACCAGUACUUCUGAGGAAAUCUGCAGCUUUUAUUUGAAAAUUGAUACCCAGGACAUUGAAGCAUCCAGCUACAGCGGUGACUCGGGAUACAAACGUAUAAUAGCAUGUGCCAG